This is a messenger RNA of Striga hermonthica, 2763 nucleotides long. The record is from the annotation of a GenBank genome assembly. NCBI's taxonomy places the organism in Eukaryota, Viridiplantae, Streptophyta, Magnoliopsida, Lamiales, Orobanchaceae.
AUGAACAACAACAGCCAGCCUUCUCCGAAGAACAACCCCAAAACUUGUGAAAAUGGCAAAGUGGCCCCUAUCCAGGAACCCCCCACAAACACAAGAUUUUCAAACCAGUCCUCGCCUUCGCCCCCGGCAAGGAACAAAGGAAGAAGAAGGGGAAGGAAUAACAGUGGGCGUAAAUUGGAUCAAGGCGAAGCCUUUAUGCGGCCGAGUUCGAGGCCAUGCACAAGCCGGGCCAUUGUGCCAGUUGGUAAUAAUAGAUCAGACGAAAAAGGUUUCCCCAGUUCAAGCAAGUCUUUGAAUUUUCCGGCCCGGCCCGGGUUUGGGCAGCUCGGGACCAAAUGUAUUGUCAAGGCCAACCAUUUCUUUGCCGAGUUGCCAGACAAGGACUUGAACCAGUAUGAUGUGACUAUUACUCCCGAAGUGACAUCGAGAGCGGUAAAUCGGGCGAUCAUGGCUGAACUUGUGAAAAUUUACAAAGAAUCUGAUUUGGGGACGAGAUUGCCUGCUUAUGACGGACGAAAGAGCUUGUACACAGCUGGUGAACUUCCUUUCGCUUGGAAGGAGUUUACGAUUAGGCUCAUUGAUGAAGACGACAGCAUAAAUGGACCCAAGAGAGAGAGGGUAUAUAAAGUGGCGAUCAAGUUUGUAGCGCGUGCAAACUUACAUCACUUGGGCCAAUUUCUUGCUGGCAAGCGUGCGGAUGGUCCUAAAGAAGCCAUUCAGAUUCUUGAUAUCGUACUCAGAGAGCUUUCGAUGAAAAGAUUCUGUCCUGUUGGGAAGUCGUUCUUUUCGGCCGACAUUAGAAAACCACAGAGGCUUGGUGACGGUUUGGAGGCUUGGUGUGGAUUUUAUCAGAGUAUAAGGCCCACUCAAAUGGGACUAUCACUCAAUAUUGAUAUGGCUUCAGCUGCAUUUAUUGAGGCUCUUCCAGUGAUCGACUUUGUUGCCCAAUUAUUGGGGAAGAAUGUGUUGUCGAGGCCGUUAUCAGAUUCUGACCGAAUUAAGGUUAAAAAGGCCCUUAGAGGAGUAAAAGUCGAAGUGACUCACAGGCGAGAUGUACGGAGGAAAUAUCGAGUAUCUGGAAUUACGACUCAACCCACUCGAGAGCUAGUAUUUCCGGUUGACGAUAACUUGACCAUGAAGUCAGUUGUUGAGUACUUCCAAGAAAUGUACGGUUUCACGAUUCAAUACACUCAUCUUCCUUGCCUUCAAGUGGGAAACCAGAAGAAGGCAAACUAUUUACCAAUGGAGACUGUCCAACACAAUGACUAUGAACAAGAUCCGUACGCAAAGGAGUUUGGAAUCAAAAUCAGUGAGAAACUGGCAUCGGUUGAGGCAAGAGUGCUCCCUGCUCCCUGGUUGAAAUAUCACGAAACUGGAAAGGAGAAAGAUUGUUUGCCACAAGUAGGACAAUGGAACAUGAUGAACAAGAAAAUGAUCAAUGGCAUGACUGUUAGCCGUUGGGCGUGUAUUAACUUUUCAAGGAGUGUCCAAGAUAGCGUUGCUCGUGGAUUUUGCAGUGAGCUGGCCCAAAUGUGUCAAGUGUCGGGCAUGGAAUUUAAUCCGGAGCCCAUUAUUCCAAUUUACAACGCCCGUCCCGAUCAAGUGGAAAAAGCCUUGAAGCACGUGUAUCAUGCAUGCAUGAACAAACUAAAGGGAAAGGAAUUGGAGCUUCUUUUGGCUAUCUUGCCAGAUAAUAAUGGUUCCCUUUAUGGUGAUCUGAAGCGAAUAUGCGAAACCGAUCUCGGUCUGAUUUCACAGUGUUGCCUGACGAAACACGUCUUCAAGAUCAACAAACAGUAUUUGGCUAAUGUGUCCUUAAAAAUUAAUGUUAAGAUGGGCGGUAGGAACACGGUUCUGUUGGAUGCUAUAAGCUGCAGGAUACCAUUAGUGAGUGAUAUACCAACAAUCAUCUUUGGGGCAGACGUAACACACCCCGAAAACGGAGAGGAAACAAGCCCAUCAAUUGCUGCUGUUGUGGCAUCUCAAGAUUGGCCGGAGGUGACAAAAUAUGCAGGACUUGUUUGUGCUCAGGCACACAGACAAGAACUUAUACAGGAUUUAUACAAGACAUGGCAGGACCCUGUUCGUGGUACAGUCAGUGGUGGCAUGAUUAGGGAUCUUUUGGUUUCGUUCAGGAAAGCAACCGGGCAAAAGCCACAGAGGAUAAUAUUUUACAGGGAUGGUGUGAGUGAAGGGCAGUUUUACCAAGUGCUACUGUUCGAGUUGGAUGCUAUCCGCAAGGCUUGUGCAUCUUUGGAGCCAAACUACCAACCAUUGGUCACAUUCAUUGUGGUUCAAAAACGACACCACACCCGACUCUUUGCUAAUAAUCACAGGGACAAGAGCAGCACAGACAAGAGUGGAAACAUUUUACCUGGCACAGUGGUCGAUUCUAAAAUCUGUCACCCAACGGAAUUUGACUUUUAUCUCUGUAGCCAUGCUGGGAUUCAGGGAACGAGCCGACCUGCUCAUUACCAUGUCCUAUGGGACGAGAACAAUUUUACUGCUGAUGGAAUUCAAUCUCUAACAAACAAUCUCUGUUAUACGUAUGCAAGGUGCACGCGUUCUGUCUCAGUCGUUCCCCCGGCUUAUUACGCACAUUUGGCUGCUUUCCGGGCAAGAUUCUAUAUGGAACCUGACACGCCUGAAAAUGGCAGUAGUCAAAGUGGCAAGGUCAAUGCACGAGCAGCCGGCGAGUCAUGUGGUGUGCGGCCUUUGCCUGCCCUUAAAGAGAAUGUAAAGAGAGUUAUGUUUUACUGUUGA